Megalopta genalis is the source of this 966-nucleotide messenger RNA. The record is from RefSeq and is a predicted model, not a curated record. NCBI's taxonomy places the organism in Eukaryota, Metazoa, Arthropoda, Insecta, Hymenoptera, Halictidae.
AUGGAUGUGUUUCGAGAGAGCUACAGUACUUAUUGCUUCGUGUUGUGCAUGACUGGACUCUGGCCCGAUGACGAGUCUUUACUAACGAGAAUACAGAGGGUGGCGUUUACUCUGCUCAAUAUCUCGUGUAUAGUGGUCCAGGCAACAACGUUAAAAACGGCUGAAUUGACGCUGUACAAUACACUUAUAAUGUUAUCGUACAGCUUUCCGAUGAUACUAUAUUUUCUACGAUAUUCGUGGUUUGUGAUGAAUAUUUCCGAAAUACGAGCCGUGUUCGAAAGUAUUGGAAGGGAUUACAGUACAAUGAAGGAUCCUCUCGAACUGGGGAUGUUUAUGAAACAUAUGGCAGAAACGAGACGUGUUAUCAUGGCAUACAUAGUUCUAGCAGCUCUGAUAGCAGCUUAUAUAAUUGUGGCAAUACUGGUCCCUACAAUACUACACUCGAAACUUCAGCUUCGUUACCUACGCAUGUUUGGGUUCUUUUACAACGAGGAGAACGCACAAACUGAUUGGGUUGGCCUGCAGCUUGUAUUGGUAAGCGUGUUAGGUCAAUUAGCGUUAGUAGGUACGGAAGCGUCGGGUGCCGUUUUCUCUGCCUAUUUGUGUGGAUUAUUUGAAAUCACCAGUCAUCGAGUGCACGCUGCAGUCAAAGAUGUGGCAAAUUCUACUUCAUCAAGACAAAUAGACAUACAAUCAGCCAUACAAAUACACCAACGAGCUGUCGAGUUGGCCGCACAGCUCGGCAAAUGCAUGACGUAUUCGUAUUUAAUGGCGAUCGUGGCAGUCGUCCUCUCGUUUGCUGUGAACUUAUAUCGUCUUCUUCUGGCAAUUAAGAACGCGGACGACGUGGAAAACCUGUUCUUUUCUGCAUCCCUCACGCUGUCGCAUAUUUUAAUUAUGUUCCUAGAUAAUCAUAGCGGUCAGAAACUGGUGAGCACUAGCGUCGAAGUUUUCCAUGAAACGUAA